Molecule: messenger RNA, 728 nt
Organism: Thamnophis sirtalis
Lineage: Eukaryota; Metazoa; Chordata; Lepidosauria; Squamata; Natricidae
Source: RefSeq, a predicted model, not a curated record
AUGGUUGUGCAGUUUCAAUGCUCUGAGACCACAGCCAACACUUUUGCCACUGGUGGUCUAAAUGGACCUAAACCAUUCCGAAAAGACAUUGACUAUUUGGAAGAGCUGAAUGAAGAGGAAUUUGAGAAAUUUAAGAUGCACCUGGAGGACUACCCAGUAGAGAAGGGCUACAAGCCUAUUUGCCGCUCCAAGACUGAGAAAGCUUCCCACAUUGAAAUAGCCCGAUACAUGAUUGAGGCAUUUGAUGAUACCAAGGCCGUGAAGAUGACCGUCAGCAUUGUAGACAGAAUAAAUAAAAAGGAUCUGGCAGCAAGAAUCCGAAAGGAGAUGCCGGAAUAUUUCCUUCCAAAACCAUCCACCAUGACCAAGAAAGAAAAAAAGGAACGAGAAAAGACAAUACUGUCGAAUCUACAUGACAAGUUUUUUGGGAUCCCAAAGAAAGGUUAGUUGCUGCUGAAUGUAUUAAUGUGUUCCUAAAUAAAAGUUUUGGGGCUGCUGCAGCAAGAAGGACAAAGAAGAUUGAUCUGAACGCUUGCCCCAGUUUGAAUUGCUGUGCAUCUACUUGCCCCUGCGUUAGCGCUUCCACUACCUGAGGCACCUCCCACUCCAUUUAACAAAUGCAUUGGGGAGGGGAGAGGUAGGUGUUAUUAGGCAAGGCAGUCAUGUCAGUGCUUCACUUAAUGGCCAUCACAACCUGAGACUAUAAUGGACAAGCUCCAUUAUGGUCA